GGAACAUUGGAAGCUGCUGGGCAACUUGAAGACCACCGUGGAAGGCCUGGUGUCAAUCAACAAUCCCAACGUCUGGUCUAAAUAUGGCGGCUUGGAGCGGCUCUGCAGGGACAUGCACAGCAUCUUGUACCACGGACUUAUACCUGACAAGGUGUGCUUCAGACAGAAGGAUUACUGGCAGUUUGUGAAGGACAUCCGUUGGCUGAGCCCACUUGCCGCCCAUCACGUGGAGAAGUUCAUCCAUCUGCACGAGGACAGGCAGCGGGGCACGGAUGUUGUCAGCGACCGGGCCGUUGCUGAGCUGUGGCUCCAGCACAGCCUGCAGUUCCACUGCCUGUCAGCUCAGCUGAAGCCCCUCCUUGGGAACAAGCAGUGCAUCAGGAAAUUCUAUGCAGAUUCGGCUUUUCUGCUCAGUGACGCCCACGUCACAGUUAUGUUGCAGUGUCUGGAGGCCGUGGAACAGAACAAUCCUAGGCUGCUCGCCCAAAUAGACACAUCGAUGUUUGCGAGGAAAAGCGAGGCUUCCAUGCCUGUGAUCAAGAGCCAGAGCCUCACAGCUCUGCCUGGAUCCGUGUUCACCCCUCCGGCUGACUGCGUGACCCAUCGCUACUUUGGCUCCUUCUCAGGUCUUCACUCAACCUCUGCCAGCAUGCAAGCCAGGAGGCCGACAAGCACCUCGCUUUGCAGCAGUUCCAGCCAGCCUCAGGAAAAUGCCCCCUGUGCCUCAGCCCACUGGCAUCCAGAGGGGAGGUCCUCCCAACCCCCCGCCACCGCUCUUCCACACAUCAACGUCUCUUCCCCACGGGACUCUCUCCCCGCUGCCGGUGAGCCGAGUUCCGGCACGUCUGCCAACCAGAACGAUGACCCCUGGGCCGGCAGCCAGGAAGACACAGACGGCCCAGAGUACCUGGCCAUCGGGAACCUGGGCCGGCAGAACCGAGCCUGCAGCAGCCCCAGUGACUCCAGCGCGGCCAACACCGACAGCACCAGGAGCAGCACUUCCAAUCUCUUCUCCUCCAGCAGCUCUCAGAAGCGGGAGUCGGUUUCCUCCUUGGGGGAGCAGGGCGCGAGUGCGGGCAGCAGCCGGGAGGCUGUCCCCCUGCGGAGGUCCAGCUUCUCAGAAGGACAGACGACGGCCCACCAUGGGGGCCUCAAGCGGAGCCACGUGCGCUCCCACUCGGACACCAACGUGGCCUCCGGGAAAGCUCACGAGUCCCACGGCGAUAUCUCGCUGUUCAAAAGCAACCUGGCUUCUGGACAGGGCGGUGAAUUGAGUGGGCCCGGGUCAGUCUACGUGGAGUACGAUACUGGGCAAUAUCUGAGCUCCGGGGAAGGGAUGUUUCGAAGACCCUCGGAAGGGCAGUCGCUGAUUAGUUAUUUGUCAGAGCAAGAUUUCGGCAGCUGUGCGGACCUGGAAAAGGAGAACGCUCACUUCAGCAUCUCCGAAUCGCUGAUCGCCGCCAUCGAGCUGAUGAAAUGCAACAUGACGAACCGGCAGCUGGAAGAGGAGGAAGAGGACAGCGACAAGGAGAUCCAGGAGCUGAAGCAGAAGAUCCGCCUCCGGAGGCAGCAGAUCCGAACCCGCCAGCUCCACCCGGCCUACCAGGAGAUCAGCUCUGACAGUUUCAUGGCAACAGACAGCGGGUCCCAGUUCAGCUCCCGAGACUCAACACGUCUGUCAGACUCUGGCUCUGCAGAAGAGGUGGACGAGUAUGAGCUCAAAGAUGGUAACGAUGGAUCUAACCUGAUUCAAAUGUCCAAGAACGGCCUGUCAGUCUCAAUGGCUUCCUUGUUUUCAGGUAGUAACCUCAUUUCUGAGCGCGUGCGUGUGCGUGUUGGUCAGUCUAUGCGUCCUUUGGGUAGAUCCCACUUGGGAUAUCCCACCUGUUAGCUCAGUUAUCCCACCCUGUAGCACUCACUUGUUUCCAAACCUCCUUGCUUGCUUUUCCUUUAAUCACUGUCGCCGCAAAUAACCCCGUGGGGCUAAAAAUCUGAAAUGAUUUUUGCGAUGUGCCCUAACAACACUGCGAACGCAUGGGAGCAUGCACGGAACAGCGUGCCGUGACGUUAUUCGGCAGAGGUGCAGUACAAAGUAGAAGCUAGCUGGGGUGCUGUGUA
Messenger RNA from Sphaerodactylus townsendi, 2118 nucleotides. RefSeq names its product rubicon autophagy regulator (gene RUBCN). Gene Ontology annotation, biological process: negative regulation of autophagosome maturation; negative regulation of endocytosis. The coding region runs from base 113 to 1891 and encodes 592 amino acids. The transcript is spliced from 11 exons. Gene Ontology annotation, cellular component: late endosome; early endosome. Gene Ontology annotation, molecular function: phosphatidylinositol phosphate binding. Lineage: Eukaryota; Metazoa; Chordata; Lepidosauria; Squamata; Sphaerodactylidae. The record is from RefSeq and is a predicted model, not a curated record.